UACAAAAUAAAUUUACUCUAAAACUUACUAAAGGAUAUUUUCAGCACUGAAAAUUAUUCAUAAUUUAUUCAAAAACUAAUGAAAUAUUCUAAUAAUAUUCUUUUUCUUUUAAUUAUAAUACCCCUAAUAAUAAAGUCAAAAGAAACACCCCAACCGUACAAAUGGUAUUUUGAAAUUUUAAGUAUAAGUGUCUGCUUUUUAAUUUCUAAUAUUGGUUUUAGCACAUAACUACUUUGAUGAUGAUAUCAUGCACCCCAAUAUGUCAUGCUAAUGAAAGCCCAAUAAAAUUGCCUCAUUUGUUUGAUCAAAGUAUUCAAUCUCCAUCUUCAAGUGCAUAACUCAACAUAUAAAAGUGCAUGAAGAAAUCAUUAACAUGUGGGUCCCUAAAUCUAACACAAUAUAAUAAAUGGAAAGGAAAAUAAUAUAUAAUACAAUAAACAUGUCAUGUUAUACUCUACUGCCUAUAAAUACAGACCUUCCCAAAACCCCAAAAGCAACCCAAGUCUAGAGUUAAUAAUAAUCCAGUUUCCAUGGCCCCAGUUCCAAUUUCUUCCAUCAAAGUUGGGAAAAUUGAUGAUGUCCAAGAGUUGAGAAAGGCUAAGUCUAAAAUCCCAGAAAGAUUUGUAAGAGACAAAACUGAGAGGCCAACACUAGCCACUUCAUCAAUAUCAUCUACUCACAUUCCCAUUAUAGAUCUCCACAAGCUUUCAAAUGGUUCAAAGGAUGAAAUUUUAAGUGAGCUUUUGCAGCUCUCAACUGCUUGUGAUGAGUGGGGUUUUUUUCAGGUGAUAAAUCAUGGGAUUGACCAGAAUUUGGUAGAGCAAAUAGAGAAGGUAUCCAAGGGCUUUUUCAUGUUGCCUUUGGCUGAGAAGCAGAAGUAUGCUAUGGCUCCUGGGACAGUUCAGGGCUAUGGACAAGCUUUUGUGUUCUCAGAGGACCAAAAACUAGAUUGGUGCAACAUGUUUGCACUUGGGGUUGAGCCAAAUUUUAUUAGAAGCCCAAAACUAUGGCCAAAAAACCCUGUUAACUUCAGUGAAACUGUGGAUCUUUAUUCAAAAGAAGUAAGGAAACUAUGCCAAAAGCUGUUGAAAUACAUAGCCAUGACUCUUGGGUUGAAAGAAGAUGUAUUUAAUGAGAUGUUUGGUGUGGCUGUCCAAGCCAUAAGGAUGAACUAUUACCCACCAUGUUCAAGACCUGACCUUGUUUUGGGUCUAAGCCCACAUUCAGAUGGAAGUGCCCUAACAGUUCUACAAGAAAGUAAAGGCAGCUCAGUGGGACUUCAAAUCUUGAAAGAUGACAAAUGGGUUUCAGUUCAGCCAAUCCCAAAUGCCCUUGUCAUCAACAUUGGAGACACUAUAGAAGUCCUUACAAAUGGAAGGUACAAGAGUGUGGAACACAGAGCUGUGACUCACAAGCAAAAAGAUAGGCUUUCAAUAGUCACCUUUUAUGCUCCUACCUAUGAAUUAGAGAUAGGACCUUUGGCUGAAUUGGUGGAAGAAAAUAAGCCAUGCAACUAUAGAAGAUACAAUCAUGGAGAGUAUAGUAAGCACUAUGUGACAAACAAGUUACAAGGCAAGAGAACACUGGAUUUUGCCAAGAUUCAAACUAAACCAAACCCAUGUUGAAAAAAGAGUAUAGUAACAUUAUAUGAGAAACUAGAAUGUUUUAGUUGGGAAAAGGAAAAAAAGAAGAGGGUUUUCAGUCCUUUGCUAAUUUCAAUGUGAUCUAUACACUGUUUGUGGAUUUAACUAUGUUCUGAAAAAUCUUACAAAUUAAUGAAAGCUUUGUGGGGUCUUGUACUUAUAAUUU
Cannabis sativa is the source of this 1809-nucleotide messenger RNA. RefSeq names its product protein SRG1. Bases 531 to 1625 code for a protein of 364 amino acids. The transcript is spliced from 4 exons. The record is from RefSeq and is a predicted model, not a curated record. Lineage: Eukaryota; Viridiplantae; Streptophyta; Magnoliopsida; Rosales; Cannabaceae.